AUGGAGCCCCAUCUCCUGCACGAGUUCGACCAAGACUUCUACGGGGAGAAGCUGCACGUGCUGCUCUGCGGGUUCAUCCGCAAGGAGCUGAACUUCAACUCGCUGGGUGCUACAAGCAAGCAGGGCUCCGGAAGCCAUCACUCCGUUGGAGAAGAAUUACUGUAAUAUACAACAAAUGAGUGGUAUAUUAGCUGUUUGUGUGAGCGUGCGGUAGGGAGGCUUUGAAGCCGGGUUGUUUACAUCGCUCUCUGGUAAACGCCUUUUCUGUUUGUUUUUUUUUGUGUUGCGUGGUUGUGUAUCGGUCCCAAUCGAAUCGAUCUAUCGACCGCCCCGUCGCGAAAACCAGAGAGGGAGGGAGAUAGAGCCAUUUGCGGUCACGUUGCGCACUCCUCGCGGCAAGUUUCGCGAGCGAAAGAGAGAAAAAGGCGCCGCGCUGCGGGCGCAAAUUAGAAAAAAAAGUAGGCACAUCUUCCCCUUUUGCUCUUAGCUUUCACCUUCGUGUCCGUGUUUUUCUGUUGUCUUGUGAGGGGAGACUCAUGUCCAAUGAGGGGGAGAGCAGGUAUGUUUUACGCGAGCAUGCCCACCCACCAUUUGUUCGACUGCCGCCGACAUAAAUACGCGGGUCCGGGCAGCACACCGGGGUAAAAGAGAAAGGUCGCCGGUACCCAAGAGCACCGAACGGUGCCUUGCACCCAAAUAGCUGUCGUUCCAUUCUUUUUUUUCUGUGUGCUCGCUUCUGUGGGUUGGUUGCUGUCUUCUUUUUCUUUUUGUUCGGUGCGUGCUGGGGUUUCGUAGUUUUUGGGGAGGCAGUGUGACGAUGACAGGGACGUGCAGCGGAGAAGGACAGGGGAGGGGCGUUUUUUCUUGCAUUUGGCGUUUGGUGGGGCGGAGGGCUACGGCCGAUCGGACGGGCGGGUUGGACGGGCCGAACCCCUCCUUCUCUAGGUCUUAAUGGCAAGGGCGGAACUCGCAUGACAUGUCGGGUGAAGGCCUCUAUCGCCGUGAUUGUUUCGAUGUGCACACGUGUUUUUAACAGUCAAGACCUGUUUG
Molecule: messenger RNA, 1050 nt
Organism: Ectocarpus siliculosus
Lineage: Eukaryota; Phaeophyceae; Ectocarpales; Ectocarpaceae
Source: the annotation of a GenBank genome assembly